AUGGUUGUACCAGAACGCAGCGCCGCACCAGUUGCACCCCAUCGUCCUGGUGCCCGGCUACGCCACCAACGAGCUGGACGUGCGGCUCACCGAGCUCUACCGGCCCAGAUGACCAGCGUGUACGACACCGCCUCCGACGAUUACUUCAACGUCCCCGGCGUCGAGACGCGCGUCCCCUUCUUUGGCUCCACCCAAGCUUUCCGCUAUCCCGAUCCAGACCGCAAGAAUUUCUCGUACAUGAACACGUUGUUGGUGGAGCGGCUGGAGAAGGUGGGGUACCGGGAUGGCGAGACCAUGUUCGGCGCGCCCUACGACUUCCGGUACGUGGUGGCGCCGGCGGGGCACCCGUCCAGGGUCGGCGACGCCUUCCUCCGUGCGCUCAAGGGACUCGUCGAGCGGGCGAGCCGGCUGAACGGUGGCAGGCCCGUGACGAUCGUGACCCACAGCGCCGGCGGCCCGCUGACGCACCAGCUGCUCAUCCGGCAGCCGCCGGCCUGGCGGCAGCGCUUCGUGAGGGGCUUCGUGCCCGUCGCCGCUCCGUGGGGAGGCAUCGUGCUAGGCAUGGUCACGCUCGUCUCCGGGAACAACUACGGCCUGCCGUUCGUGGACGCGCGGGCGCUGCUGGCGGCGGGCAGGAGCCAGCAGACGAGCCUCUGGCUGCUGCCAAGCCCCAGCCCGGCUGUCUUCGGCACCGCGCAGCCGCUGGUGAUCACCAAGAGCAGGAACUACUCGGCCGGCGACGUGGCGGACUACCUUGUCGCCAUCGGGUUCGGCGAGGCCGUCGGGCCAUACGAGUCCCGCGUGCUGCCGCUGUUCGGCGGCUCCCUGCCGCCUCCCGGGGUUCCGGUGACCAACAUCGUUGGGGUCGGGGUGAGGACCACUGAGAGGAUUGUGUACCCCGGGGAUGACCUCGAUGCGACGCCCGCCACGGUCGCCGGAGACGGUGACGGAGUGGUGAAUCUGGCGAGCGCCCUCGCGGUGGAGAACAAGUGGAAGGAUUAUAGGCUGGUCAAGGUGUCCAACGUGACUCAUAAUGAUCUUGUGGCCGAUGAUCAAGCGCUCGAGAUUGUUAUCCGGGAGAUUCAGCGGGCCAAUUGAUUACUGGUAGCAGUGCGACGAUUUGCAUUAAGCGG
Lolium rigidum is the source of this 1133-nucleotide messenger RNA. Its product is annotated as lecithin-cholesterol acyltransferase-like 1. Gene Ontology annotation, biological process: lipid metabolic process. NCBI's taxonomy places the organism in Eukaryota, Viridiplantae, Streptophyta, Magnoliopsida, Poales, Poaceae. The coding region runs from base 1 to 1098 and encodes 365 amino acids. The record is from RefSeq and is a predicted model, not a curated record. The transcript is spliced from 5 exons.